Messenger RNA from Plodia interpunctella (Indianmeal moth), 816 nucleotides. It is a transcript of the gene RpS3, whose product is annotated as Ribosomal protein S3. The transcript is spliced from 4 exons. Gene Ontology annotation, cellular component: nucleus; cytosolic small ribosomal subunit. The coding region runs from base 65 to 790 and encodes 241 amino acids. Gene Ontology annotation, molecular function: structural constituent of ribosome; RNA binding. The record is from RefSeq and is a predicted model, not a curated record. NCBI's taxonomy places the organism in Eukaryota, Metazoa, Arthropoda, Insecta, Lepidoptera, Pyralidae. Gene Ontology annotation, biological process: positive regulation of apoptotic signaling pathway; translation.
UUGACAUUGACGUUUCAUUUGACUGUUUCCGGUCUUUCAAGUUUUCUCAGCUCCCUUUGCAAUCAUGGCGGUGAACAACAUUUCUAAAAAGCGAAAAUUCGUCGGAGACGGAGUUUUCAAAGCGGAACUCAAUGAGUUCCUCACCCGGGAGCUUGCUGAAGAUGGGUACUCCGGCGUGGAGGUGCGUGUCACCCCAACCCGGUCAGAAAUCAUCAUUAUGGCGACCAGGACACAGAGCGUAUUGGGAGAGAAGGGCCGAAGAAUCCGUGAGCUAACCUCAGUUGUGCAAAAGAGGUUCAACAUUCCUGAGCAGUCUGUUGAGCUGUACGCUGAGAAGGUCGCCACUCGCGGUCUGUGCGCCAUCGCGCAAGCAGAGUCUUUGAGAUACAAACUCAUUGGAGGCCUUGCCGUCCGCCGUGCGUGUUAUGGUGUGUUGCGGUUCAUCAUGGAGUCUGGCGCUCGCGGCUGCGAGGUUGUGGUGUCGGGCAAGCUGCGCGGACAGAGAGCCAAGUCCAUGAAGUUUGUGGACGGGCUCAUGAUCCACUCAGGAGACCCCUGCAACGACUACGUCAACACUGCCACCAGGCACGUGCUGCUCAGGCAGGGAGUGCUCGGAAUUAAGGUGAAGAUAAUGUUGCCGUGGGACCAGCAAGGCAAGAACGGGCCGAAGAAGCCGCAGCCCGACCACAUCCUCGUGACGGAGCCCAAGGACGAGCCCGCGCCGCCGGAGCCCGUGUCCGACGUCCGCGCGCUGCAGCCGGCGCCGGCGCCUGUGGCUGUCACCGCUUAGACUAAGACAAUAUACUAAAAUCUGUA